AUGGCACGAUCCGCGGCCACCACGGCCACCAAGGAGGCCACUCCCCCGGCCAAUUCCUCGCCUGCGCCUCAGCAGGACGGCAACGACUUCCUCUGGACCUACACUGAAGAGCCGCACCGGACGAGGCGUCUCGCCAUCAUCAAAGCCCAUCCCGAGGUCCUUAAGCUUUGCGGUCCCGAACCCUUGACGAAAUAUGUUGUUGCCGGCGUUGUUGGCCUUCAAGUUGUUCUCGCCUAUCUCCUGCAAUCAACGCCCUUUUGGUCCUUGAAGUUCUGGGCCAUCGCAUACAUCUUUGGCGCCACCGCGAACCAGAACCUGUUUCUGGCCAUUCACGAGAUUUCUCACAAUCUUGCCUUCAAGAGCCCUUUGGCCAACCGCUUGAUUGCUAUUGUUGCCAACCUGCCCAUUGGCAUUCCCUACAGUGCUUCUUUCAGGCCAUACCACCUCACUCACCACAAGUCCCUCGGCGUCGAUGGCCUUGACACUGACCUGCCCACCGCUCUCGAGGCCUUUGUGCUCAACUCCAUCCUCGGCAAGGCAUUCUUCUGCACCUUUCAAAUCUUCUUCUACGCCAUCCGUCCCAUGACGGUGUACCGCGUGGACCUGACCAAAGUUCACGCUCUCAACAUCCUUGUUCAGCUGGCGUUUGACGUCGUCCUGGUCCGCUUCACUUCCUACAACGCCCUCCUCUACCUUCUGCUCUCUUCCUUCUUGGCAGGCAGCCUGCACCCCUUGGCUGGCCACUUCAUCGCCGAGCACUAUGUCUACGAGACCAUUACCCCCACUCAGCGCAACCCCGACAACAAGGUCCCUCUUCCCGAGACCUUUUCAUACUAUGGUCCUCUCAACAUCUUUGCUUACAAUGUUGGAUACCACAACGAGCACCACGACUUCCCCGCUAUCCCCUGGACACGACUUCAUUCUCUGUAUGAGAUUGCCAAGGAGUUUUACGAGCCCCUGCCUCACCAUCAGAGCUGGACUUAUGCCAUCUGGCGAUUCAUCUGGGACGAAAACGUUGGCAUGAGCUGCCGCGUCAAGCGAAAGGAGGGUGGCCGUUUGGUUGGCGGUGGCGCCAAGUGGAAGCAGUCCGAAGUUGAAGCCUAA
Trichoderma gamsii is the source of this 1104-nucleotide messenger RNA. RefSeq names its product sphingolipid delta-4 desaturase. The transcript is spliced from 3 exons. Gene Ontology annotation, biological process: ceramide biosynthetic process. The record is from RefSeq and is a predicted model, not a curated record. Lineage: Eukaryota; Fungi; Ascomycota; Sordariomycetes; Hypocreales; Hypocreaceae. Gene Ontology annotation, molecular function: sphingolipid delta-4 desaturase activity. Bases 1 to 1104 code for a protein of 367 amino acids. Gene Ontology annotation, cellular component: membrane.